Molecule: messenger RNA, 884 nt
Organism: Lagopus leucura (white-tailed ptarmigan)
Lineage: Eukaryota; Metazoa; Chordata; Aves; Galliformes; Phasianidae
Exons: 7
Coding region: 81-884 (267 amino acids)
Source: RefSeq, a predicted model, not a curated record
UCCUGCUGCUGUUGGGCCGCCUUGAAGCCUCGAAGACCGUCUCCUACUCACCCCAUCUGCCCCACAAAGGUGCUGGUGGGAUGGAGCCAGAGACCUGCAGCCCCUUAGGUGAUUUCCCGCCACCAGCCCUCCUACCAAACAUCUCUUUGGCUCAGGAAGGCAGUUUGGUCCUCGCCCGCUGCCUGGUUUUCUCCCAUCUCCCCGUCACCCACAUCUUCUUCUGCAAGAACGGCGUGGUGCUGCAGAACCACCCCGUGGGUCCCACGCAGUUCAGUGCCACGCUCGCCAUCCAGCUUUCUGCAGAGAGCAGUGGAACCUACUGCUGCGGGUACCGACGGCGGAGCAACGUCGGGCACAUCAAGAUCUCAAGUUUGAGCAUCCCGUGGCUCCUGACCACCGGAGGUAGGAAGGGUGAGCUGAGGAACAGCAGCACCACCAGCACCCUGGGGCUGCCAGCUGAAGGGCUGGGAAUCUCACUCAGCCUGGCCCUCAUGGUCAUCUCCCUCCUGGCUUUGAGCUUCCACCUCUUCCUGCAGGCAGGGAAGCGAGUCCAGCUGGCCAGCUUGAAGCACUGCAUUCAUCCCCCAGUGGAAGAGCCCAGCGUUUCACAAAGGAAAAGUCCUCCAGGAUCUCUUGCGUCCGGAUGGCUUCUUGUUGGACCGCAGACAAAACUCCUGGCUACAAAGAUUGUAGUGGGGGCACGGCAGGGGGAAUCUGCCCCAAAUUGCAUCCCUUUGCCUCAGCACCACCUGCUCUGCAUUUCCCAGCUGCUCGGUUAUCCACCAGUCCUGGAUGACUCCCAGGCUCACAGAGGCACGGUUGAUGACCAUCCUGGUGGCCCAAAGCAGCACCAGGUCCCUUUGCCAACAUCACCCAAGUGUUAA